AUGAUUUCUGAACACAGCAGCAGUAAUACUGUCAACAUGGAUUGCCAAACAGAGAAACAAGUCAACAAAUCAGUCGACUGGGACACUCUACCUUUUACAGCACUUUCCAAAAUAUAUUGUCUUUUAGACGACCAAUCACGAUGUCAAGCGGGGUCUGUGAACAGUCAUUGGAAUACGGCGUACAAGACACCACAACUAUGGCGAAAGCGACAUUUCAAGUUUGACGGCACCUCCUGUGACGACCGGGCACUCAAUUACGCCAAAAGUGUGGGACGUUUCAUGAGAACUUGUACCGCGACCAAUACAAUGCACUGUGAACGCUACGCACGUCGUUUUCAGAGGUCAUUGACGACUUACUUCAACCACUUGUUCAAACAAGAUACACAACUGCGGAGCUUUUCAUUCACCGAACUUAAACUUGACCGCUACUUCAAAGAUAUUGCAACUCAAGCCAAACUCACCAAGUCGAUGGUACGAUUUUUCAAGACGCAACACAGUUUAAUAUCAUUUGAUAUGUCGUCAUCGUGGAUGAGCGAAUCACACGGAUACAGUGUACUGGAUGCAGUUGCUAAGCGAUCAAACAAGACAAUGCGUAAUGUUAAUCUAGAAGAUUUCUUUGGAUCUCAUAUGGCAAUCUACAGAUCUGCUGAUUUUAUUAGAGCUAUGGUCAGAUUCACUAACUUAGAAGAGGUUAAGAUGAAUUACAACUGUGUAUCAAAUGACUUGUUACUUGCCAUGGGAGUGAGUAAUGCUAACUGUUGGAAAACCUUGUAUAUUAAGUGUCGUAAAGACGAGCCUUACACACAAGUAAUUCGCCCUUCUACUUGGAUAGUACUGCAACAAUAUUGUCCUCAAUUAUCUGUAACCAUGUGUUUAGAUGGUGUUUAUAACUACGACACCGUGAAAAGAAUUCUGAACCCAGCUAUUCCGCUCAAACACUUAGAAAUAACAGGAAGUAAUCCGGAGGAUACCUUCAAACCAGAUGACACAUUGCGCCACCUAGCGACGAGUUUUGGUAACACGUUAAAGAGUGUCCUCAUAGAAGUACAAGCAAGUUCGUUUCCCGUUGAGCGCGGACUGUUGAAUCUAGUCUCAGAUUGCAAACAACUUUUACGACUGGAAAUUAAAGCAGGAAUUGUAAACUUAUCGGUGAUGGAGGAAGUUAUGGCAAUGGUAAAAGACAGGUUGCAACGACGUGACCCACAGCGCCCUCUGGGGUUGUUUAAACUUACGGUUGAUAACAUGCCUUUGACGUAUUACCAGGAAAUGGCGGCUAUAUUUCGUCGGCACUCGUGUACUGGUUUCCAACUACAAUAUCGUUUUUAG
Saccoglossus kowalevskii is the source of this 1326-nucleotide messenger RNA. Its product is annotated as F-box only protein 39-like. Lineage: Eukaryota; Metazoa; Hemichordata; Enteropneusta; Harrimaniidae. Gene Ontology annotation, molecular function: protein binding. The record is from RefSeq and is a predicted model, not a curated record.